Molecule: messenger RNA, 1429 nt
Organism: Daucus carota subsp. sativus
Lineage: Eukaryota; Viridiplantae; Streptophyta; Magnoliopsida; Apiales; Apiaceae
Exons: 2
Coding region: 832-1296 (154 amino acids)
Source: RefSeq, a predicted model, not a curated record
CCUUUGUUGUAGGGCUUGGAUAAGGCAGUGAGGGAAUUUCUCCCUCUUGUGGAGCACAGAUUUUGUGCUAGACAUUUGUCUUCCAACUUGUCUAAGAAGCAUCCAGGUGAAGCUGUCAAAGUGGCAUUUUGGAGAGCUUGUACAUCCACACAUCCAGCUCAGUUCAAGGUUGCAAUGAAGGACCUUGAAAAGCACUCCAAAAGGGCUGCUCAGAAGAUGAAUGAACUGGAUCCCAAAGUAUGGUCUCAAGCAUACUUUGCAACUCAUUCCAAAUGUGCAAGCACUGACAACAAUAUCUCUGAGUGCUUCAAUGCUUGGAUCCUCAAGACAAGGUACAUGCCCUUAACUGAUAUGCUUACAGAAAUUCAUGAUAUGCUUAUGGAGAGGAUACAUAAAAAGAGAGAUGCAAUGAGGGAUGUAGAUUGUGUGCUUGUGCCUAAAGCCAGAUCUGUUUUGGAGAGUAGUGAGUGCAGUGUGUUGUGGGAUGGUCAGGAUAACUUUCAAGUGAAAUGGAGGGGGGUAGGUUUUUGUGUUAAUUUGAAAGAAAGUACUUGUUCAUGUAGAGUAUGGGAGUUAACUGGCAUACCUUGCUCUCAUUCUGUUUGUGCCAUUCAAAAAAUAAGAGAAGAUCCAGUUGACUAUGUGGAACAUUGGUUCAAGAAAGAUACAUAUAUGAGGACUUACUCAUUUUGUUUGGAAGUGCUGAGGGGGGAACCCUUUUGGAAGGAGACAAUGGGAGACACAGUUCUCCCACCACCAUUUGUGAAGCAGCUGAGGGGAAGGCCUAAAAGGUAGAGGAGGAGGGAAGGGUGGGAGGAGGCUAGAGGAAGGAUGAAGCAAUCCCAAAGACUAAACUUCUCUAGGAUGGGGAGGGUAAUGCAUUGCACAAUCUGUAGAGAGACAUGGCAUACUAGAGGCAAAUGCCCUAACAAGCCUGCUGAUUAUGUGGAGAAGCCAGUCAGAAAAAGGAUGCCAAAGAGGAGACAGAUGACUGAAGAAGAAGCUGAAAGAGCUGCAGAAAGUGAGAGGGUUGGGAGGGAAAGGGAGACAGGGGAAGCUGAACUUAUGGAUGAGAUUUUGGAGGCUGAGCAUGUGGUUAGUGCACCACCACCAACUACACCUAGAAGAAGCCAAAGAAUGGUUUUUAUGCUUACACCAAAUGUUCAAGCAACACAUGGCACAGGUGGGACUCCAUCUCCUUCAAAGCUGCAACCACAUGAGGCUGGGACCAGCAAAAGAGGAAGGCCAAAGCUUCCUGUGAGAAAAUUCAAGGUCCCAAGAAAAACAGGACUGUAGUUUAAUAUUUGUAAUUUGCUAGUGGGGAACAUCUUGCUUUUUGGACACCGUAAACUUGGUAAUAUGCUAGUUUUUUUGUGACUGUAACUGAAGGUGGGAUGAUAAUUCUCUUUAUUAUUGUAACUGCAGGGGG